Messenger RNA from Chaetomium fimeti, 1136 nucleotides. Its product is annotated as 60S ribosomal protein L7. The record is from RefSeq and is a predicted model, not a curated record. Gene Ontology annotation, biological process: maturation of LSU-rRNA from tricistronic rRNA transcript (SSU-rRNA, 5.8S rRNA, LSU-rRNA). Gene Ontology annotation, cellular component: cytosolic large ribosomal subunit. Gene Ontology annotation, molecular function: RNA binding; structural constituent of ribosome. Lineage: Eukaryota; Fungi; Ascomycota; Sordariomycetes; Sordariales; Chaetomiaceae. Bases 179 to 928 code for a protein of 249 amino acids. The transcript has 4 exons.
GAAGGCAGGAAUUUUGUGGGGAUUGUGCUCAAGCCCUAAGUGCCUUCGUGCAUUGACUCCACUUUUCGCGACUACCUCGAGGUUUUUCUUGUGCCCACCAAGCGAAUUUUCUUUUCCUCGAUCGUGAACCGAGCAGACGACAACCUCAGCACACCGCAGAGGUCGACAAUCCGCAAAGAUGGCUCCCACGACCGUCCCGACUCAGAACGAUGUUCUGGUUCCCGAGACCCUCCUGAAGAAGCGCAAGUCGCAGGAGAAGGCGCGCGCCGAGCGCACUGCCGAGCAGGACAAGCAGAAGAAGGCCAACAAGGAGAAGCGUGGCGUCAUCUUCAAGCGUGCCGAGAAGUACGUCAAGGAGUACCGCGAUGCCGAGCGCGAGAAGAUCCGCCUGAACCGUGUCGCCAAGCAGGAUGGUUCCUUCUACGUCCCCGCUGAGGCCAAGCUGAUCUUCGUCAUCCGCAUCAAGGGUAUCAACAAGAUCCCCCCCAAGCCGCGCAAGAUCCUUCAGCUUCUUCGUCUCCUCCAAAUCAACAACGGCGUCUUCGUUCGCAUUACCAAGGCCACCUCGGAGAUGAUCAAGGUCGUCGAGCCGUGGGUUGCCUAUGGCUACCCCAACCUCAAGAGCGUCAAGGAGCUCAUCUACAAGCGCGGAUACGGCAAGAUCAACGGCCAGCGCAUCCCCCUCACCGACAACGCGAUCAUUGAGGAGAACCUUGGCAAGUACGGCAUCAUCUGCAUGGAGGACCUGAUCCACGAAAUCAUGACCGUCGGCCCCAACUUCAAGCAGGCCUCCAACUUCCUGUGGCCCUUCAAGCUUAGCAACCCCAACGGCGGCUUCCGCACCCGCAAGUUCAAGCACUUCAUUGAGGGUGGUGACCUUGGUAACCGGGAGGAGCACAUCAACGCCCUGAUCCGGCAAAUGAACUAAAAAAGGCGGCUUGGGUGGUUUGCGGUUUUGGUCUUGGUCAUGAGUGGCAUGGGUGCUCGGCGUUUAACGUGACAGCCAGGGUGGCUCACAGGGAAGGAAUAUAACACGAUGUCGUUCUUGCGCACCACAUCUGAUUCACCCUCAAGAUUUCUGUUCUAGUCUACUGCCGUUGCCUGGGACACGACCGAAUCUACAGAGUUGCCAGCGC